GUAGCAUGUCGGCUAGUAAGCUAGCUAAUGCGAUCGUAUGGCGAUUUUUCAUUAGCCUUUAACUAACCGAUUGACUCGUGUUUAACAUUGGGGACAAGGCUGAUUGGUGUAAUGAAAGGAAUACGGCUUGAAGUAGCUGUAAUUUGGAGCCGAGCCGUGUAGUUCCCCGUUAAAUAAUGAAUGUAUGAACACGGAUCAUCUAGCAGCUUUAAGCCUGUCCCGUAUUCCAGCGCACUGGGGGCUGUAAUCUGACAGAUAUCUCCAUAUUCAAGGAAAUGCCCAAUAUUGAAGUGCUGACUCUCAGUGCCAAUAGGAUCAGCUCCCUGGAGCCAGUCAGCCGCUGUCUGAGCCUAGGCGAGCUCUACCUACGACGGAACAGCAUCCAGAGUCUGGCGGAGCUGGCCUACCUGCGGCACCUGGCCCGGCUGCGCGUGCUAUGGCUGGCGGAAAACCCCUGUUGUGGUUCUGAUCCUACCAAGUACCGGCUCACCGUGCUGCGCAACCUGCCCAGUCUGCACAAGCUGGACAACCAAGUGGUGACGGAGGAGGAGCUGGCUCAGGCCCUCGAGGAAGGGGAGGAGAUCAGCACCCCCCCAGCACCUGCACCCUGCUCCGCCAAUGGGGGGUUAGAGGCUGACAGCGAGAGUGACCCCCUCAACUACAGCAUGGAGGAGACCAAUAAAAUCCGUGAGCAGCUGGGAAUGAAACCAAUACCCAGGGAUAAAUUUCCAUCCUUCUCUUCCCCACGGGACACGGGGAAACGGCCGCACGUGCUGGACGCAGUCUUGCUGCUGCUGAAGGAGCUGGAUCCCGAAGAGCUGCAGGUCGUCCGCAAGGCGACGGACAACAGGCUGCGCUCGCUGCGAAGACGCGACUGCCAGGCCGCGAUGGCUGACGUUAUCCAACAGUGAGCCGCACAGGGAUGGUGUGACCAGCAGGGGGCGAUAGUGAGAAUGUGCUAGGUACUGAUGCGACAAGCGAGACUCCAAAACCCACUGUGAGGGAAUAAUAGCUUGCAUUAACUGCUGGUUACUUGAUUGGUUUUACACAACUGGAACCAGUCAGUAACAGGCAGGGAAUGGUAACGCCCUCCACUAUGGGCCUCAGCUCUCUGUCACAUUGUGCUGGACAGGAACCUUGAGAGGAAAUGAAUACUAAUUGCCUUCCCCAAUCUCAUCUAAGUACCUUGAAAGCACCUCCAGAGUGUGAUAGCAUUGUUUUUUGAAGAAGCAAUUACAGACUGGCUGGGCUGGACGCUACCCGGUGCAGGAGGCCAGCAUUCCAGAGGAGUGACAUCAUCACUUCAUUGCUCCUGCCAUCACUGUGCUCAGUUACCAUGCAGAUUCCGCGUCAGUAACGACCAACGACUACUGGAAACCAACGAUCGAGCAAGAUGUUGCUUCUGUUUAUUAACUGUACUGCGUCAGCCGCUUUACGGUUUUGGUAAUUCUGCCAGUGUGUACGGUCCGUAGUUCGCCUGAGGUGUUGCUCAAAACUGAAUUUGGUUUGUUAGUAUUUAUGGAAAAUGGCAUGCUUGUUUAAAAUGUUUAUAGUCACACAUUUAUUUUCUAUAAAUAGAGGAAAAUGUAUUUUGUUUUUUUUUAGCACUUGGGCACAGGGCUUCUAUACCCUUAUAUAUAUAUAUAUAUAUUAUAUACCUUUUUUAGGUAUAAGGAUAUUGCUGAGGUAGUGCUACCUCUGGCCAGCAAUGCUGCAAAUGUUCACAUUAGUUAGGAUUCCCCAUCACCACCCCCCACCAUGCUCUGCGUCGUGUCCCUAAAGUUACAUGUAAGGCUUCGUACAGUUUAUUACCCAUUUUCCAUGUCCCAUUAAACUAGUGUGCUAAGGAUAAUCAAAAAUGAUAGUGGCAUAAGGCUGACCAGUAGAUGGCAGCACAGCCCCUUUUAAAAAAUUAUUCCCCAGGUUAUGGCCACACAACCAUAAUACUGGAAACUGUUACCAUGUGAACCUUUGUUGUUUCAUUUUAGCAUUAUGAAGGAGCAACGCUGUAGCAGAUGGGUUGGGCUUUGGGACGAUGCUAAUAAAGUAAUAAUCUACUCUCAGCACUAAUGCUUUGUACUAAGAAGUUAAAUAGCUGAUGUUUAUGCACAGCAGUUAUUACAAAAAGCCUAAAUGCUGUGACAGCCUGCGGUUUAAGAUGUGGCUACUUAUAGAUGUGGGUUCAUAUAGAAAACUGACACAGAUCAGCUUGGUUUGAGUGCACAACUUAUCUAGCAUGUUUGCUUGCAAACUGCUUGAAAUCGCUCUACUAAAGCUGAGUGUUGUACUCAUUUUCUAACUCCGUUGUUGCAAGGUUUUUGUAUAUGCUUAACAAAAACAUCUAUCUCCUUCCAUUAAAAAGUUUUCAGCAAAGAAAAGAAA
This is a messenger RNA of Paramormyrops kingsleyae, 2382 nucleotides long. It is a transcript of the gene cfap410, whose product is annotated as cilia and flagella associated protein 410. The record is from RefSeq and is a predicted model, not a curated record. Gene Ontology annotation, cellular component: U4/U6 x U5 tri-snRNP complex. Gene Ontology annotation, biological process: mRNA splicing, via spliceosome; cytoskeleton organization. Lineage: Eukaryota; Metazoa; Chordata; Actinopteri; Osteoglossiformes; Mormyridae. Gene Ontology annotation, molecular function: protein binding.